Molecule: messenger RNA, 549 nt
Organism: Lodderomyces orthopsilosis Co 90-125
Lineage: Eukaryota; Fungi; Ascomycota; Pichiomycetes; Serinales; Debaryomycetaceae
Source: the annotation of a RefSeq genome assembly
AUCAACUCAAUUACGGAAUUUUUUGAUUUCAUUGAAUUUUUACGAAGGAUCAGAUCAAGUAAAACGGUGAAGUUGAGACUUGAUAUCUUUGUUGAAAUUGCUAUUGCUCAUUACAUUGUGUACCAUGUUGUUCCAUAUUGUAAAUUUAACUUUAUUCGUCAUUUACAAAAUCGUUUAAUUGCAGUUUUAUCAAACAUGGCAUAAGUGUUUGACUCCUACGAUAAAUUACGUCUAAAACAGUUUAAGAGUGUGGAAAUUUUUGGUUUCAUGGCCGGCGAUAUUUGUGGUUCAUUUUCGAAUUUCCAAAGAUUGGCGACUCUUCGGCUAGAUGGACUAAAAUACCGAUGGACAAGUAAAAUGUAUCUGGUUGAUAUUGGCGAAUUCCCAAUGAUAUUGAAAAGGUUUAAAUUGAUGGUUGUGAAAAUGUUUAUAUUAGUCCUGCAAAUGAAGCGAAUGUACAGUCGUUGCAGCCUCCUACUUUGGAAAGAAUUUUCUUUGAAUUUGCGGGCGAACAUCUACCAAACUCUGUUGAAAAGGUUUUGUGGAUGA